AGGGGAAGUGGGGAAGGUGAAGGGAAGGCAGAAGGACAGGGGCAAGGGCCCUGGGAACAGACGGGCCUCCCAGCUCAAGACAUCCACCUUGCCUCUACCUUUCUCCCUCCCCUCCCCAGCCCCUGGCUGCCUGACCUGGCCAGCUUUCCUCUGGAUUCCAGCCUCUGGGCAUCGGUUCCUCCCCUCUCCCUCCAGGUCUCUGUCCCUGUCCCUCUUCUCGUAGGUUCCUUUCCUCCACCCUCCACCUUGCAGAACCUCUCUUUUGUCAGGCUGUCUCUCCCUCCUUCUUGACCUCUUCCCUUUGGAGGGCUCCUCCCGGCCCAGACCUAAGGGGAGAUGGGGGAAGCCCAGUUCCUGGUCUUGGUGCUUCUGCCCUUGCUGUGGGUGGCUCCAGUGGAGGCACCAGGGCCCCGGACCUCUGUCCGAGAGGUGUGGGCCCAGGAGGGGGCUCCUGCCCAGCUCCCCUGCAGCCCCACAAUCCCCCUCCAGGAUCUCAGCCUUCGAAUAGGAGCGGUUACCUGGCAGCAUCUACCAGACAGCCCGCCCCCAGCCCGGAGAGGCAGGAAGGGCUGGGCCGAGGCUGCGCUUCUAAGGAUGCGCCCUGGGCCCUGCCGGCGAGCCCCCAGAAGGGCAGCGGAAGAGGGUGGGGAACCAGAUCGCGAAGUGGAAGUGACCGCCAGUCCCCAAGGGCCUCUCAGGACCUCGGAUUGGGUCGUCCUGAACUGCUCCUUCAGCCGCCCUGACUUCCCGGCCUCUGUGCAGUGGUUCCGGGGCCCAGGCAGAGUCCCUGUUCAGAAGUCUCCCCAUCACCACUUAGAUGGGAGCUUCCUCUUCCUGCCCAAAGUCAGCCCCGUAGACUCUGGGCUCUGGGGCUGCAUCCUCACCUACAGAGAUGGCUUCAGUGUCUCCAGCGCCUACAACCUCACUGUUCUGGAUCCGGAGCCUCCAGUCCCUCAGACAGUGUAUGCAGGAGCAGGUUCCCGGGUGGAGCUGCCCUGCCCCCUGCCUCCUGGUGUAGGCACUGGGUCUUUUCUCACUGCCAAGUGGGCCCCUCCUGGGGGAGGCCCUGACCUGCUGGUGACUGGAGACAAUGGCAACUUUACCCUUCAACUGGAGGCUGUGAGCCAGGCCCAGGCUGGGACCUACACCUGCCGCAUCCAUCUGCAGGGGCAGCAGCUCAUUACCACCGUCACUUUGGCAGUCAUCACAGUGACUCCCAAAUCCUCCGGGUUACCUGGCAACCGGAGAAAACUUCUUUGUGAGGUGACGCCGGCAUCUGGACAGGAGCGCUUUGUGUGGCGCCCCCGGGACAAGUCUUCGAGGAGUUCCCCAGGACCCUUGCUGGAGGUGCAGGAGGCCAGCCUCCUGUCCCAGCCCUGGCAGUGCCAUCUGUACCGAGGGGAGAGGCUUCUCGGAACAGCGGUCUACUUCACGGAGCUGCCUGGCUCAGGUGCCCAGCGCUCCGAGAGAGCCCCAGGAGCCCUGAAGACAGGCCACCUCCCUCUCCUUAUCGCCCUCGGUGUCCUCCUCCUGCUCCUUUUGGCGGCUGGAGCCUUUGGCUUUCACCUUUGGAGAAGACCGUGGCGGCCAAGAAGAUUCUCUGCUUUAGAGCAUGGGAUCCACCCACCUCAGGCUCAGAGCAAGAUAGGGGAUCUGGAGCAAGAACCAGAGCCGGAGCUGGAGCCACAGCCACAGCCACAGCCACAGCCACAGCAGCCCUGACCUGGAGCUGGGCAGCCAGUGGAUCUCCGCAGCUCAGUACAAAUAAACUCCCAUCAGCAGCAA
Messenger RNA from Myotis brandtii (Brandt's bat), 1785 nucleotides. RefSeq names its product lymphocyte-activation gene 3 (gene LAG3). Gene Ontology annotation, cellular component: membrane raft; external side of plasma membrane. The record is from RefSeq and is a predicted model, not a curated record. Gene Ontology annotation, biological process: positive regulation of ERK1 and ERK2 cascade; interleukin-15-mediated signaling pathway; T cell activation. Lineage: Eukaryota; Metazoa; Chordata; Mammalia; Chiroptera; Vespertilionidae. Gene Ontology annotation, molecular function: protein tyrosine kinase binding; MHC class II protein binding. Bases 337 to 1722 code for a protein of 461 amino acids. The transcript has 9 exons.